AUGAAUAUUGAACGGGAAUUUCCUUUACAUGUGGCCAUUUGGAAUAAUGAAACAGACAAAUUAGCCGAAUUAAUAAAACACAAUAAAGAUCGAAUUGAACAACUUGAUCCGCGUCAUCGAACUCCAAUACAAUUAGCUGUAUGUUUGGGUCGUGUCGAAGCAACUCGAUUAUUAGCACAGAAUGAUGCUGAUUGUAAUGCUGUUUCAAAAGAUGGAUGGAAUUUAUUACAAGAAGCUGUAGCAAAUGGUAAUCCUUCUUUAGUUAAACUUAUUAUGAAAUAUCGAAAUUAUCAAAGAAAUGUUCAACGUAUUCGUGGUAUUCCAGAAUUAUUACGAAAAUUGAAAGAGUCGCCAGAUUUUUAUGUUGAAAUGAAAUGGGAAUUUUCUAGUUGGGUUCCUCUAGUGUCAAAACUUUGUCCAAAUGAUACUUAUAAAAUUUAUAAAAGUGGUCCAAAUGUUCGUGUUGAUACGACAUUACUCGGUAUUGAAGGUACAAAUUGGCAACGAGGCAAUCGAACAUUUAUUUUUUCAUUAUUAGCUGAUUGUGCAAAAAUGAUUGAUAUUGAUCAUGAGACAAAAUCAGCUUAUAGUGAAAAUUUAAGUAUACCUGGUGAAGAAGCAAUUCUUCUUGAACCAAAUAUGGAUCAAAUUGAUAGUAAACUUAUGUCACCAAAUAUAACUGUCUAUCUUGAUGUAGAUAAAAUUGAAUUUGAACGAAGUAAAUCAGGUGUAUGGGGAAUGCGUAAUGAAAAAACAGAAAAUAUUAAUGGUUAUCAAUGUAAAGUUUAUACAGCUAAUAAAUUUGAACUUGUGACACGUACUCGUAUUGAACAUAUGUCACAAGAUGAUCGAAAAGCUUACGAAACUGGGCAUGCAUCAAAUAGAAAUUUUCUUGGUGGAGUUUUUAAUUUUCUUGAAUCAUCAGCAUCAUCAUCAAAAGCAACAACAACAGCAAAUGCAUCAACAUCGAAAUCAUCCAAUGAUUCAUCAAAAUCUUCCAGUCCAUCACCAGUAACACUUGAAGAAUAUUUUAAUAAUCGAGUUGAUCUUAAAAAUCGAGAUAUUGGUCGACCACGUGAAGAGAAUGUUAAAAUUCAAACGUUUAAUGCUCAAAUAUCUCUUUGUGAUGAAUAUCCACUUAGUCUUCAAGAACAAAUAUUACCUAUUAUUGAUUUAAUGGCAAUUAGUAAUUCACAUUUUAAAAAACUACGUGAUUUUGUUACACUUCAAAUACCAAAUGGAUUUCCUGUUAAAAUACAGAUUCCACUUUAUCAUGUUCUUACAGCUAAAGUAACAUUUGGAAAUAUUCAUGGUAUUGAUAAAACUGUUGAUGGUGUAUCAACAAUAAAAGAAGAUUCAAUUUCAUUUUGUGCUGUCGAUGAAAAUAUCUUUGCUAUACCAGCAGGAUAUCGUCGUCAAGGUGAAGGUGAAGGUUAUCAUCCAAUGAUGUAUAUGGAUGAUGAUGCUCUAUUACAAAUGGCUAUUGAAAGAAGUCUUCUUGAUCCAAAUGAAACUAAUCCAACUACUGAUGGACAGAAUUCAUCAGAUCAAGUUACAUUAUAUGAAGCUUUAGGUCAUCCGGGGGCACAAGCAAAUCGACCGGAUAUUAAUAAUCGCUAUGUAGAUUAUGAUUUACAACGCGCUUUGGAAGCAAGUUUAUUGACAUCAGGUUUAAGCGAAGCAGAAAUGAAUGAAAUUAGACAACAAACUCAAGAACAAUUAGAAGGUGACGAUUCAUCACAAGAUUUAUCUGUAGCUAUGGCAUUAUCAAAACGUGAUGAAGAAGCUCGACUUCAUCGAUUACGUGAAGAAGAAGAAGAACUUGAAAAAAUCCUUCAAUUAUCACUUCAAGAAAAAUAA
Messenger RNA from Rotaria sordida, 1860 nucleotides. The record is from the annotation of a GenBank genome assembly. NCBI's taxonomy places the organism in Eukaryota, Metazoa, Rotifera, Eurotatoria, Philodinida, Philodinidae.